Physella acuta is the source of this 784-nucleotide messenger RNA. RefSeq lists its product as uncharacterized. Gene Ontology annotation, biological process: mitochondrial electron transport, NADH to ubiquinone. NCBI's taxonomy places the organism in Eukaryota, Metazoa, Mollusca, Gastropoda, Physidae. The record is from RefSeq and is a predicted model, not a curated record.
AAAAUUCUGGAGUAGCUUCCCUUGAUUUAGGUCACCUUAGUGUUGUAUUAGAAAAUGGCAGACUCAAAACAUGUAGAAAUUGACCCUGUGAUGGAAAAACCCUUUCAAAGAGCUAAACGACUAGAGCGGAUGGAUUGGUUUAAGAAGUCAGCAUAUCCUCCAAUGGAGAUAGAACCAGUACCAUUGGAAAGAAAUCGAUUAAGCGGAGAGGGUUUGACACCUGAGUUAAGAGCACUUCGUAAACAGUGGGUAAAUGAUCAAGUUCUGCAUCACGAUGCAAGACAAGUACCUGAACUACAACCCUGCAACAUAUUUAGAAAGCUGUACAAAAAGCCUGCAGACUUGAUUUUUUAUAAACUAGUUAAAGCAAUUUUUGGCACUGAGACUGCCAGUGCAGUGAGGACUACCGUCCCCAAGUUACUGAUGCUCUUUGGUGCCUCCUACUUUGUCUGGUACCAUUUGAAAUAUCAUCGCAUGGACUGGACGAGAAAUGGAGGAGUUUAUAUCUAUCAAGCCAAACCUACACUUUUGUGCGCUGAAGCCCAGAAUGUCCCUGAUAAAGACAAGACGGAUUUCUUUGACCAAGGCUUUAAAAGCAGGAAAGUGUUAUUGUAUGGGCACACCUCCAGUUCAGCACGCCCAUGUCAUUAGAUGUUGUAGUUAGAUUUCUUCUGCUGUGCUCACAGACAAAUACAUUUUAGAUUUGACCCAAUUCAGUCUUGUCCUUGAGUAACUUAAGUCUUGCUGUAUUUGUCUUUUGAUAAAACAAUCUUUGAAAGUCCCA